AUGACUUCAGUGUCACCGGGUCAUCGGAGAAAAUUCUCCGGUAAGGACCCGCCGAGUUCGAGGCGGCCGGAGAAACACUGGAGCGGCGGCCGCGGAUUGGCACUGACACUGAAGGCUCCGUUGGAAAACAGUGAGCGUGGUCUUCGAGCAUCAAAGGUGUUGGUGAACGUGAGCAUCGAGAAGUGCGUGGGAGCGGUGCAGGUGGUGAUGUCGCCUGAGGGCACCGUCGCCGAUCUGAUAAAGGCGGCGUUGGCUAUUUACGAGAAGGAGAAGAGGAGGCCAUUCUUGGAGAACAACGAUCCCAAGUGCUACGACCUUCACUACUCUUCCUUCGCCCUUGAAAGUUUGAAGGUAGAUGAAAAGAUAAUGAAGUUGGGAUCAAGGAAUUUUUUUCUAUGCUCAAAGCCUCCCACCUCUUCUUGCCCUGAGAAAGAGAAUAUGGCAAUUGAUUCUGCAUUUCCUUGGAUGGUAUUCGUUCCUCUUCUGCUUUAG
Messenger RNA from Sphenostylis stenocarpa, 492 nucleotides. The record is from the annotation of a GenBank genome assembly. NCBI's taxonomy places the organism in Eukaryota, Viridiplantae, Streptophyta, Magnoliopsida, Fabales, Fabaceae.